Molecule: messenger RNA, 210 nt
Organism: Mytilinidion resinicola
Lineage: Eukaryota; Fungi; Ascomycota; Dothideomycetes; Mytilinidiales; Mytilinidiaceae
Exons: 1
Coding region: 1-210 (69 amino acids)
Source: RefSeq, a predicted model, not a curated record
AUGUUAGCGUUGUUGGACUACCUGUUCACGGACAACAAGUACACCAGCGCAUUAAUUAGCGGCAUGGCCGUUUUAGGUAUUAGCCAGCAAUGCGGUUGGGAAAGCGCGUUAAUAUACACGCCUAAGAUUGCAGCUAUUAUUAAUAUAUCCCGUAUAUUGGUUUUAUAUCAGGCCAUAAAAAUGCGUAAAGAGCGCGCGGCGGAUAUAUAA